This is a messenger RNA of Aricia agestis (brown argus), 2604 nucleotides long. RefSeq lists its product as uncharacterized. Gene Ontology annotation, molecular function: monocarboxylic acid transmembrane transporter activity. The transcript is spliced from 8 exons. Gene Ontology annotation, biological process: transmembrane transport; monocarboxylic acid transport. NCBI's taxonomy places the organism in Eukaryota, Metazoa, Arthropoda, Insecta, Lepidoptera, Lycaenidae. The record is from RefSeq and is a predicted model, not a curated record. Bases 299 to 2032 code for a protein of 577 amino acids.
CUGUGCUCGUGAGAUAAUUUUGAGCUGAAAUUAUUGAACAGUUGUAUACAAAAGUUGUGAUAAGACAGUGUAUGUGAGUUUGUGACAGUAAAAAUUUUAAGUGAACAUUCAAAAUAUACAAGUUUAACCUCUAAAAAUACUCCUAAAAAGUGCCACAGUAUAAUUAUUAAUGUUAAUGUUUAUAUUUUUAUAAUAUUUUAACAAAAAAUAUAUACAUGACUCCUCGUAGAAAGUAAAUUAACAGGAAUACUUUUAUGGAAAAGUGUCUUAAAACGGUGUGUAGGUGACAAAGGGCAAAAUGACGGUCGAGAGGAGUAAAGGGACGACGAAGAAGGUACCCACCACCAAGAAGGUCGCUCCCGACGGAGGCUGGGCGUGGAUGGUCUGUCUCGGUGUUAGUUUGGUCAAUUUUUCCACACGCUCGCUGGAGCCGUCUUUCGGGUUGCUGUUCAAAGACCUGCUAGAUGACCUGGGCGUGAAGACCACAGGGGCUUCCUUCAUAGCCAGCACCCUGGACUCGGUCGUCAAUUUCUCGGGUUUCUUCGUGGGGCCCGUGAUCAAGACAUUCUCGUAUAGAAAAGUGUGCAUAUUCGGUUCCUUUAUAUGCGCCCUAGGUUUACUCUUCACUGCCCCUGCCAAUAGCAUGGCACAUAUUUUAGCUACCUACAGUAUAUUUGGAGGUUUCGGGGUGGGUCUCGCUUCGGCGUCAUCUUUUGUUUCCCUCAACCACUACUUCUCGAAGAAGCGAGGGCAGGCCGUGGGUUUGUCCAUGGCGGGAACAGGCUUCGGUCUAAUGGUGAUGCCACAGCUGGUCCAUCAUCUACUGGAGAUCUACAACUUCCGGGGAACAGUCGUGAUACUGGGCGCCCUGGCCUUCCACGCAGUCCUGGGCUCGUGUCUUCUGCAGCCGAUAAAAUGGCAUCUCAAAGAGGAACCGGUGGAUUGUGAGAUGCAGCUAGUUAAGGAAAAUAUGGAGGCGAUACACGAAAGCGACGAGGAGGGGGACGAUAAGUUCGAGAUAAAUCCGCUGGUCAGUCAUCCCAUGCCGAAGCUGACCACGCAGCGGUCGCACGGCAACAUGAACCAUCCGUCAGUCAGAACUGUCGGCCUGCCGCGAGCCAAAACGUGCGAUAAACCGUUACAAGAGUUCGAAAGGCACUCAAAGUUUGAACCGAGUUUAACCACGGCGGCGUCAGUGGGCGCCAUGCAGAGGAUCACCUCCAGUGGAAGCAUGAGCGAGGCGGCGAGGAAGAGAAAAGUAUCUGUGAUAUCGAAUAUAUCUAAUAUGGACUUCACUGGGAGUUACUUGCAGUUGUAUUUGGAUACAGCUGAGGACGACGCGUUGCAAAUGAGAGCGAUCAAGAAGACGGAACCCUUGCAAGAGAAGAAGGAGGAGAAAAUAGGAUUUUUUAGAAAAUUUAUGGCCCUGAUGGAUCUCGACCUGCUAAAAGACUGGUCUUUUCUGAACCUCCUGCUCGGCCUUUCGCUGUUCUGGAGCGGGGAGCUCCAGUUUAGGAUGUUGACGCCAUUUUUCAUCCGCGGACUUGGCUACAACGAGAACGACACGGCGUUCUGUCUGACCAUGACCGCCAUUACGGACGUCGGGGUGCGAUUAAUUCUGCCGCCGAUUUUCGACAGGACGACCAUCACCAAGAAGAUGAUAUUCUUCGUGUCGGCGUUCUUUUUGGCUGUAACGAGGUCGGUCCUCGCUGAGCAGACUGAAUGGGUACCGCUUAUGGUGUGGCUGUCUAUCUGCGGGUUCUUCCGAGGCAUGUGCCUCAGCAAUUUCACGCUGACAAUCUCGGAGUACUGUCCCCUCGAGAAACUGCCUGCCGCCUUCGGCCUGCACAUGGUCAGCAAAGGCCUACUGGUGGUCAUGAUCGGGCCUAUUAUUGGUUAUGUUCGCGACUACACCAACAGCUAUGCGACGUGUAUUCACGUGCAGAACGCCAUGAUAAUGUCGUGCGUACUCGUUUGGGGCGUCGAGUACGUAUUUGCGUUCACGCGCAGACGCAAGGUCGUGCAGAUUUAGUGGUACCAACGGCUAAUAUUUAGCCAUCGACCGCUAACUUGUGGCUAUCAACGGCUAAUGUGUAUCAAUCACUGGCUAUUAGUGCCUACUAGCUAUCAGUGACAUGUUACGAAUUACGAGUAUUCAGUAUCUCCGGCGUACCAAUUUUAUAAAUAUUGAUUUCGAAUUUAGGACGGUAAUAGAAGCUAUAUCAAUGUAGGCGUAGCUAUAGUUUUAUUGUAACUGUUAUUAAAUAGCGUGUCCUAGUAAAGUCCAAGCGUAGUUCCUUAGAAAGUGGCAAAUUAUUGUUACAAGAUAAUAUAUUAUAUACUUUUUUCUAAUAUUUACACACACACUUAUAAAUCGUGGCUAAGAAAUCAAUAUAUUUUUUAAAUGGUACUCCGGUAAGUAAUUUGGCUGUAUUGUACCAUCGAAGAAAUUGAUUCGUAGGCAGAUGACGGUCCUACGUCAUUUAGUCGGGUUACGUCAAUUCCUUCGAUCACUGAAGGUCAAUUUAAUGUUAGUUGUAAUCUGUCGGUUAGGUUGGACCAUAAAGUUAAUAUACCUAGCGGAAUAGAGAAACAAAGGCCUGA